AUGCGUGGUGGUAAAAAUCUUCCGAAAUCAAUUGCAAAUUUUGACAGAAUAUCAAAAAUGAAUAAUUGUGAAAUAUUAAUACCCAAAGAUUGUAACCAAAUAUCUGUUGGGAACACCAAUAAAUAUUGCACUAUUACUCCCUCAAAGUAUUGGUCUAUGGAAAAGGGAGAUCCAUUGGCAUUCAUAUUAGAGUUUAACCAUAUUCACCUUCAAGAUAUCAAAUAUCCUUGUACUAUUUGGGUAAAGGAUAUGGCUACUACUCCAUGUAUUCAAACAAUUCAUUCAUUAGCCAACUUAUCCAUUGGAAUGAAAAAAUGGUCUUGGUUCAGAUGUAGAUGGACAAGCAUUGUUUAG
Messenger RNA from Heterostelium album PN500, 354 nucleotides. RefSeq lists its product as uncharacterized. The transcript has 3 exons. NCBI's taxonomy places the organism in Eukaryota, Evosea, Eumycetozoa, Acytosteliales, Acytosteliaceae. Bases 1 to 354 code for a protein of 117 amino acids. The record is from RefSeq and is a predicted model, not a curated record.